AGGACGUCCUGUUGAGGGUGGGUAGAGGGGCUGUGGGAGGUGGCCAGGGGCAGAGGAAAGGCUGUGAGGGGUAGAGGUGAGGCAAUGAAGGCUGCUCAAUGAAGGGGAGGCAAUGAGGCAAUGAAGGGGGAAGGCUGCUCAGGUUGCUUCCCAAAUGGAUGCACAAGGUCUAGAGCAGAGUGUGACAAGGUCCUGCUAAUCCCUCCGCAGCUGCUGGAGAUGCCAGAGGGCCCCUCAGUGAGGAAGUUCCAGCUGCUGACCUCCCCUUUUGUGGGACAAGUGGUGGCCAAGGUGGGGGGAAGCAGCCGGAAGCUCAGUGUGAAGGACCUGAAUGCCCUGAGGCUGCAGGACUCCCAGGUUCAUGGGAAGAACUUGUACCUGGCAUUUGUGGCAGCUGAAGGUCCCUUUGGACCAACUGCAGAAGAGACAGCGCUGCAAAGAGAGGCUGCUUGUGGGGCACAGUGUCCUGCCCGGGGACAGCAAGGACAGGGUGGUGCUCCACAUCCCAGUUCCCAGGAUGAGGAGCUGCAGGAACCCCAGCACUCAAGAUCUGAAGCUCCAGAGGCAGCAGAGGGUCGGGGCAAUUGGCUGCGCAUCCACUUUGGCAUGUUCGGCAGCGUCCGGGCAAACGAGUUCUCGAGGGCAAACAGAGCCAAUAAAAGGGGGGACUGGAAGGAUCCUGUGCCCAGGCUGGUUCUGCACUUUGAGAGCGGAGGCUUCCUUGUUUUCUACAACUGCCGGAUGCUCUGGUGCUCCUCUCCGAGGGCUGAUCCUGCUUCUGACAUCCUGUCUGUGGAAUUCCACCGUGGCCGGGCGCUGCGUGCCCUCUGUGCACCCGAUCCCAUCUGCUACACCCUCCUAGACCAAAGACAUUUUUCAGGGCUGGGGAACAUCAUUAAGAACGAGAUCUUGUACCUGGCCAGGAUCCACCCGUUAACACCAGGCUCCCUCUUGGCUCUCUCAGAUCUGGAGCGUCUGCUGGACUGCGCCGUUCAGUUCAGCUCUGAGUGGCUGCACAACAAACUGUGUGGCCAAGGGCUGCACCCCCAGGUGUACCAGAAGGAGCAGUGUCCCCUGGGGCACCCCCUGAUGAAGGGCACUUUUGGACCCUCAGGUGGCUUCAAGAGACUUACAUGGUGGUGCCCUCAGUGCCAGCCUGUGGUGCUGCCAGGGGAUGGGGACCCUUCCCCAGUCACUGAGUGACCUGUCCUGCAGGGUGGUCUCUGAUCCAUGCUCUUCGUUCUCCAGGAAGGUCUCUGUGAUUUCUUUGAGGCUGAUGAGUUUGAGCCUUAGGGAGCUGGCACAGUUCAUUGCUCAGUGGAGGUCCCAGGCCCCCUGAGUGGCUGCAGAAAGGAAAAAGUGGCUGUCCAUGUUGGUGGUGUUUUGUUGUGGUGGUGUUUUUUUGGUUUUUUUUUUUUUGUUGUUUGUUUGUUUUUUUUGGUUUUUUUUGUUUUUUUUUUUUGUCACAGUGGCAAAGCAGUAUAAAGAGUUUAACCAGUUCUGAGGUGUUUUGGUUGCCCUGUUCAGGUGGCAGUGGAUGGGAAGUGUAAAAUGUUGAGCAGGGGAUUGCUGUGGUCUGAAGGGACGCUGUCCCUUGACCCUGGAAGAGUCAGCAAAACAGAGGAUAUCCCUCUGCUAAGCAGCUUGAUUAAUUAGGAAUUAAACAAUCCUGCCUGUGUCUGGAGCUGUAUACCUGAUUAGGUGUGGUUAAACAUAAGGAGCUGCUCCCUGUGUCAGAUCUGACAGGAGCAGCUCCCUCCUUCCAUGCCAACAUAUACAAAAUAUAUGUCAGCACUGCUUGGUGGAGCUCAUCUCUGCACCUACAGGUUUCAGUUUUGCGGCAAACUGCCAAUUCCAGAUCUCACUGUAAUAAUAAUAAUAAAUAUAGGUUGUGACAGUGUUGCAUAAAACUCAGGAUCUCCAAGGAAACCUGAAAGCAAAAAGGUUUGGAAAUAGAGUUGUGUCUCUAGGUGGGAACUGCUGCCAUUCUCUCUCCUUGGAUUUGAGUUUAACAGUAAGUUGUUGAGCAAAAAAAAAAAACCUGGAAUUAGAAUUCGUGAUGUUCAUCUCAAGCGUGUCGUGUCCUUUCUGGCAGUUUCUUGGUUAAAAGCUGGGGUGUACAUGUGAAUUCCUGCUGCCUGGAAUUGGUUAACAGCUGCCUCUUUGGUGCUGCCUGUGGUACCAGUGACUUUCCUUAGCUGUGUAAGUGUUCUCAUUAAUGGAAACUGGAUUUAAAGAUAGAUUGCAAAUCAGCUGGGAAUGCUGGAGGUAAACACUUCUGUUGUAGGCAGCUGAUUCCUAAGCAAGACUUGCACAGCCUCUCCCCUGUGAAAUGAAAUGCCUUUGAGAGGUUGCAGGUUAUGAGAUUGCUGAAUAAACGAUUAAUGGGGUUAUGGGGCCAAAGAAGGUGGGUAAUGUCCCUUCUGCAGGGUGUUGGCAAAGUGUCCCUUCCAAAACAAAGAAUUGCAGAAUAUCCUGAGUUGGAAAGGACCCAGAAUGAUGAUCAAAGCUCAGCUUCUGGAAAAAAGCCACUCACAAAAAAGAACCCCAAAAGCUGAGUCUUGCACUUAGAACAA
This is a messenger RNA of Hirundo rustica (Barn swallow), 2576 nucleotides long. RefSeq names its product nei like DNA glycosylase 2 (gene NEIL2). Gene Ontology annotation, cellular component: nucleus. The record is from RefSeq and is a predicted model, not a curated record. The transcript has 5 exons. Gene Ontology annotation, biological process: base-excision repair. Gene Ontology annotation, molecular function: DNA-(apurinic or apyrimidinic site) endonuclease activity; DNA N-glycosylase activity; zinc ion binding. The coding region runs from base 121 to 1203 and encodes 360 amino acids. Lineage: Eukaryota; Metazoa; Chordata; Aves; Passeriformes; Hirundinidae.